AAGUGGGUCGAUGGAAAGUACAACGGAAAUAUCGCAUCAGGGCCAUUUUCCGAAGUGUUCGUUGUUGUCGAUGUGGACAAUAAAAAGGCAAAAUAUGCGAUGAAAUGUGAAAGACAAGAGGGAAAUCAGAGACCUGUGCUGAAGUUGGACGUAUUAGUUCUUAUGUCAGUGAAAGGUUCUGUGGGAUUCCCGCUCUUCAUAGCAGCCGGUCGAACGAAGAUAUAUAGGUAUUGCGUAAUGCAGUUAGUUGGUCCAGAUCUAGGAAAACUUCGAAGAAGUCUUGUUGCUAAACGGUUCUCAGUCCCUACGGCUCUGCGGGUACUUCAACAAACAUUACGGAGAUUAGAAGUACUGCAUGAUGCUGGCUGGCUAUUGAUGUCAAAAGCGCCGAAUUUCGCUAUCGGUCUUGGGCACGAAAGUGGUAUCAUAUAUAUGCUGGAUUUUGGAUUUGCUAGAAAAUACAAGGAUGCGAAUGGUGUGGUCUACCCUCCGCGAGAAGCCGCGGCACUUCUAGGGACGUUUCAGGUUACAUGUACACAUCCUUGGCUAGCCACUCCGCCCGGUGACAAGCACGCAAAGGGGACGAUCUGGAAAGCUGGUUACAUGGCAGCUGAAUUGUUUAAAAGGUGCCGGCGAGACGAUCUGGAAAGUUGGUUCUACAUGGCAGCUGAAUUGUUAAAAGGUCCACUACCCUGGUCGAAAAUCGAUGGUCAUAAAGAACAUCGGAUGAUUAUGGUCAGAAAAAUGUAUAUCCGAGCUGAAGGGAGGGCUGAUUUUAUCGCAGGCAUGCCAACCGAAUUCGAUCAUAUUCUGUCGAUGAUCGACCAGAUGAACUUCUUCGAUCGACCUCAAUAUCAAGUCAUUCAAUCACUCAUCGAUCAGGCAGCUGAGAAGCUUGGUUUCACUCUACAUGAACCGCUUGACUGGCAGAUGAACGCUCGAGUACUUCGUAAAGCGGAAUUUGUUGGUGAACUUGGUGAAUCGAAUUUGGCGUCAAUGAAAAUGGAUGAAGAAGGUGACACUAGCUCCGAAUAUUCCUUGGAUAAAACACCGCUUGAUAUUGAACUUCCGGCUAAUAUUGAAUUGAAAAUGAAUAAUUGA
This is a messenger RNA of Cooperia oncophora, 1101 nucleotides long. The record is from the annotation of a GenBank genome assembly. Lineage: Eukaryota; Metazoa; Nematoda; Chromadorea; Rhabditida; Trichostrongylidae.